This is a messenger RNA of Bacidia gigantensis, 894 nucleotides long. RefSeq lists its product as uncharacterized. Gene Ontology annotation, molecular function: snoRNA binding. Bases 1 to 894 code for a protein of 297 amino acids. Lineage: Eukaryota; Fungi; Ascomycota; Lecanoromycetes; Lecanorales; Ramalinaceae. The transcript has a single exon. Gene Ontology annotation, biological process: rRNA processing. The record is from RefSeq and is a predicted model, not a curated record.
AUGGUGGCUACAAGGAGUUCGGAUCGAAAAGUGCGGAGUCCUAAGAAGCGGAAUGAUGUUAAAGUAGUCGUACCCCGUCCGACUUCUCCAGACAUAAGACGUGGACAUUUGCUUGAUACGAAUGAUGGACAGCUCGAUGUCAGUGCGAAUCUGCUACAAGAAUCGAUGGAUCCAAAGGUCUCAGCAGAGGGGCCGAUGACUGCACAGAACGUUGCACUCGAGCGGUCCGGAACUCUGGAAGCUGAGGACUUGGAUUCCGAACGAGAAGAGCUAGCAGCAGCGAACAGAAGACUGGACAGCCCGUCUUCUGAAGAUGAAGACAGCGACGACAAUGGUCCAGAGGAGGCAACCACAGGAGCUAUGCAGGACAGAGUCGGCGCUGCGACUGCGCAAGCGGUGGAGGCUGCAUUGAAGAAGGAGGAGGCUAUCCGAGCCAAAAGGAAAGCACACGAUGAGAAGAUGAAGGCUCAGGUGAAACGUGCAAAGAGAGAUGUGAAGGACGAGAAGCAUGUCGAGAAUGACGAAGGCGAGAUGUCAAAUGAUGAAGGCAAGAAGGAAGAUCCAACUACGGCGUCAUCGCCACCCUUUCUGCCGCAGGAACUUCUUGACGAGGAGCCUACAGUGCGCCUGCCCACGCCAGACUUUAUCCCUGUCUCGCCCAAGAGCUCGAAGAAGAAGGUCUUGCUUGACAGGGAGAGGCCGCCAAGGGACAUCAUCCGGGGCAACACGAGAAUAAGGGUUCUGCCACAGGAGAGUUCGCUCUUGCCACCCAAAAGCAAGUCAAAUGGCAGACAGAUCAGGGAGAAGUGGCUAAUGGGACAGCGAGGGUCAAACCCAUCGAUGUGGGUACCUCGCUCGAAGCCAAUGAGCGGAUUCUUGCGGAAAGCCAAGUGA